Molecule: messenger RNA, 3037 nt
Organism: Harmonia axyridis
Lineage: Eukaryota; Metazoa; Arthropoda; Insecta; Coleoptera; Coccinellidae
Gene: ClC-b
Product: H(+)/Cl(-) exchange transporter 7
Exons: 14
Coding region: 217-2583 (788 amino acids)
Biological process (GO): transmembrane transport; chloride transport
Cellular component (GO): lysosomal membrane; intracellular membrane-bounded organelle
Molecular function (GO): voltage-gated chloride channel activity
Source: RefSeq, a predicted model, not a curated record
ACUCAGAUUUUUCAAAUAAAGGCUGGAAAAUCCCCAUUUAUUGGAUAUUUGAUUACAAUAAUAUCACUUCCCUAUGUUAAAAAUUCACGAUAACAAGAUAUAUUGGUUAACCGAGAUAUUUAAUAACCCAGAUACUUCCUGUCCUCUUUAUCACAUCUUAAAUUUGCUCGAAUUACGAAAUCUAGUCAAUAAAAAAUAUGCUUAGUUUUCAGUGAAAUGGAUGAAUUAGAUGUAAAUUUCACUGGAUCAAAUCAACAACAAAGAAACACAAAUCCUCAAAGAUUUACGAACUUGCCUUCUGUUAAUUCUAUUGAAAAUGUGGAUGAUAACUCAAAUUGUCCUUCAGAACAAUUGAUAACAUCUUCUGUUAGAAGAAGAGUGCAGGUCACCAAAGAAAAAAUUGAAACAGGGUGUCUUAACAUUUUAUCAGCAAAAUAUGAGAGUUUGGACUAUGAUACAUGCGAAAAUUACCUAUUUUUAGAUGAGGAACGCAAAAAAGGAUUUACGUUUGUGGCUCAAAAAAGUAUAUCCAGAUGGUUUGUAUUUUUAUUAAUAGGAAUAAUUACUGCUCUGAUAGCAUGUAUAAUUGAUAUUUCCAUAGAGGAGUUGUCUACUAGAAAAUAUGCAGCACUAAGCGAAUAUGUUGAUCGAUAUGUUACAGAGGGAAAACUGUACAUUCCUUUCUUAUUAUGGGUGGCUUUUAAUGUCCUUCCAGUGUUCAUUGGAUCCACCUUAGUUUCUUAUGUGGAGCCAAUUGCUGGUGGAAGUGGCAUUCCUCAAGUAAAAUGUUACUUGAAUGGUGUAAAAAUACCUAGAGUUGUUAGGAUAAAGACAUUGUUUGUAAAAAGUAUAGGAGUUAUUCUUUCUGUAGUAGGAGGACUAGCUGGUGGAAAGGAAGGACCAAUGAUUCAUUCUGGCGCAGUUGUAGCUGCCGGUAUUUCACAGGGUAAAAGUAGUACGUUCAGGAAAGAUUUGAAUAUAUUCAAGUACUUCAGAGAUGAUCACGAAAAAAGAGAUUUCGUAUCUGGAGGUGCUGCAGCUGGUGUCUCAGCAGCCUUCGGUGCACCUGUUGGGGGUGUGCUUUUUAGCCUGGAAGAGGGUACAAGUUUCUGGAAUCAAGGUCUGACGUGGAGAACAUUUUUUGCCUCUGUCGUUAGUACCUUCACCCUUAAUGUUGUCCUUUCAUUAUAUCACGGGGUUCCCGGAAAUCUCAACUACCCUGGUUUACUCAACUUGGGAAAGUUUGAAACGUUUAAGUAUCAACUGUAUGAAUUGCCAAUUUUCGUACUGAUGGGUAUAUUUGGUGGGUUUCUGGGGGCUUGCUGGAACCAUAUUAACUUUAAGUUGGCUGUGUUUCGUAUGAGGUAUAUAAAGAAGAGAUAUGCCAAAGUGAUUGAAGCUUGUUUGGUGGCAGCAGUCAGCGCUGCUAUAGGUUUCCUGAUGAUGUUUUUCAUAAAUGACUGUAAACCAUUAGGACAAGAUCCUACGAAAUAUCCAACACAGCUCUACUGUGACGAUGGUCAAUAUAACGUUCUUGCCAGUAUAUGGUUUCAAACCCCAGAAGCAUCGGUUAGAUCUUUACUUCACGAUCCGCCAAAUACUCACAAUGCUCUAUCUUUAGCGUAUUUUGUGAUUGUAUACUAUUUCCUAGCAUGUUGGACUUACGGACUCUCCACAUCUAUUGGUCUUUUCAUUCCAACUCUUCUCACUGGAGCCGCCUGGGGUCGCUUGGUAUCAGUUGGCUUGAUCUACCUUUUUCCAAAUAGUGCUAUUGCUCAACCUGGAAAGUAUGCCCUGAUUGGGGCAGCUGCCCAAUUAGGAGGUGUUGUAAGAAUGACAAUCAGCUUAACUGUGAUAAUAAUGGAAACUACUGGUGAUAUAUCGUUCGCUCUACCGCUUAUCAUUACUCUGAUUGCAGCGAAAUGGACUGGUGACUUCUUCAAUGAAGGUAUUUACGACACCUAUAUUCAAUUGAGUGGAGUGCCUUUGUUACCUUGGGAGCCACCACCGUUAGUCCAUAACAUCUAUGCAAGUGAGGUUAUGUCUCAUCCGGCCAUUACUCUGAAAUGUGUCGAGAAUGUGGGGCAUAUUGUAGAACUUUUACGUUUGACUUCUUACAAUGGUUUUCCUGUAGUUGAUACACCGGCAUCUGAUCAGAGGGAAAUUAGAACUUCUGGAAGAAUCAGAGGCCUUAUUUUAAGGGACCAGCUUAUAAUCAUUUUAUUGAAGAAGAUUUUUAAUGAAACUGCGGAAUGUUGGGAUGACGUCAAUUUGGAUCUGUUCAGGGAUCAUUAUCCUAGAUAUCCAACUGUAAACGAUAUUUUACUAAGCGAACAAGAGAAAACCUUUAGUGUCGAUCUUAGACCUUUUAUGAAUCCAUCUCCUUACACAGUGCUUCAUUCUGCAUCUUUACCAAGAAUGUUCAGGUUAUUUAGGGCACUUGGAUUAAGACAUUUGCCCAUCGUCAAUGAUACUAAUGAAGUGAUAGGUAUGGUCACAAGAAAAGAUCUUGCGAGAUACAGAGUGUGGCACCACCAAGGCAGAAUAGGUGUAGAAGAAUUGUUGAUUUCUAAAGAGAUUUAAGGAUAAAUUAUAUUAUGUACCUGUAUAUUGAAAGAUUUUAUUUUUUGAUUCGAAUUUUAUGAUAUAGAUAUUUAUACAGCUUCUAUCAAUAUAUUAUAAAAAAAAAAUCUGUUUUAAAUAGGGAUUGGUGGAAAAAACAACCAUUUAGCAGCUAUUUUUAUUUGUAAAAAAAUAUCAUAACUUCUAAAUUAGUUAUUUGAUUUCAAAUGGUUAGUCCAACUAUUAACAAAAUUUUUCAAACAAUUUCUACAGUUUUGAAAUGAGUAUAGGGUAAACACACUGGUAAUAUUAAAAAUACCAUCUAUAUAUCACAACCGCUCCGAAAUUUGUCGAUAAUAAGUGGUGAAAACGCUUCAAAUUGGGAAAAAAUGUAGUAUAAUCUUUCUAAGAAAUAAGCAACAAUUUCAAAAAGUACAACCAACUUUCAAAGAGCAACGGUAACACACAAUAAAAA